ACAUCUCACAUCCUCACCUAAAUGACAAAAUAUUUAAACCCCAAGCCACAAUUCACAAAUCAUAGAUCCAGCUUUAUCAUUAGUUUAAAAUUUGAAUUUGCAAAAUCCAAAACCCCCACUGAUACUUCCAAGUCCCACUCAAACACUCAUAUGAUAUCACCUCCAAAAAAAAAAUAUAAAUCCAGACAAAACUUUUAAACCGGAAUCUCCGCUAACCUCUCAAAAAACAUUUCCCUAUUUUCCAUAACGCACCAAUAAUAAUUAACACCAUCCCCAUUAUUCCCAUCAUAAUAUUAAUUUCAAAUCUUCAAAAACUUUGCUUUAUAAACCAUAAAAUCUCCCCCUUUAGAAACCCAAAAGAAAACCCAAACAAUCUCCUAUAUUUCUCUCUCCUCCAAAAUAAAAAAAAAAGAAACAAGAAGAAGAUGAAAGCUUCACUAAAAUUCAGAGAAGAGCAAAAACCAGUGUUUAAAGCAAAAGUACCCCUUAAUAUUUUAGGGUUUCCAUUUCAAUCAUCACUUUCAGCCGGAGAUUCCAAAGAACUUUCAUUGGGCCUUGGAACUUUCUUUGAUUCCGGCCCAUCUUUUCGUCUCUCAUACCGUCCAAAUGACAAUUUUACCCCUUUCUCUCUCCUCGUUAAAACAGGAAUUGGCCACUUCGGAUCUCCGAUUAACGCCCCUAUGACUAUGACUGCUGAAUUCAAUUUCCUCGGAAAUACGUCGUCGUUUAAUAGCCCUAGAUUUUUCCUUCAUUUUAAACCCCAAUUUGGGGAUUUUUCAAUUAAGAAAUCUCACUCGUCGUCGAUCGCUGCGUUUAGCUCACAAUCGAACCAAAACGGCGGCGUUUUCGAGGAGGAUAGUUCCUUGGAGGUUAUUGAGAAGCCGCAUGUGAUGGAAAAUGGAGAUUAUUUCUCAGUUGAAAAUACGGGGAGUAAAAUUACUACAUUACCCCUGAAGUCAUCCAUGGAGAGUGCUCUUUCUGGGAUGUUGUUAGGGGCAAAAACGGAAUUACUAAUCAAAAGCGGCGCCGUUUUGAAGCUUCGUUGGGGGGUUAAGUUUCCUGAAGGAUUUCAAACAUUGUUGAAGAAUCCAACGGCUAAGAUGUGGUCGACACGUGGAAUCCCAUUAUUGGUUCUCAACAAGAUUGGGAUUGAACACGUGGCGAAGGAUGAUAAGAAGGUAGGUCCUACUCGUAGUGAGGUGGAAGGGAGUGGGAGUGCUGACCUGGCAGAGACUUGCUUUACUGUGAAGAGGCAGCUUGAAACGCUGCGUUCUGAGAAUGCGUUGCUUGGGAAGGCGUUGGAUGAUUUGAAGAUGGAGUUUGGUAAUAAGGGGUUUAGAGGGAGGGGUUUUGGAGGAGAGAGAAAAUCGAUUGAGAAAGAGGUUGUUGAAGGGGAUGUUGGCGUUGUUGAGUUGAAUAAGGUUUGAAAAAAUCAAAGAACUUCUUGAUUUUGGGGAGUUAAAUUAGAUGGUUAUUACUUAUUAUACAAAUUUUGGAUUUUGUUUAAUAUGUGGUAUGUAAAGUUUUUAGGUUUGUUUUAUGUUCUUUUUGCUCUUUCUUUCUUCUAUCAAUAUAGUUAUAUGGAGUAUAAUAUUUCUUUUUUUAUUGUAUUUAGCUAAAAAAUUUGUAGUAGAUAUUAAUAUUUGUGUUAAAAAAUUUCUAUGAUUAUACUUUAUCAAAUAUAAGGUUUUGGCCAA
Beta vulgaris subsp. vulgaris (sugar beet) is the source of this 1697-nucleotide messenger RNA. RefSeq lists its product as hypothetical. The coding region runs from base 426 to 1427 and encodes 333 amino acids. The record is from RefSeq and is a predicted model, not a curated record. NCBI's taxonomy places the organism in Eukaryota, Viridiplantae, Streptophyta, Magnoliopsida, Caryophyllales, Amaranthaceae. The transcript has a single exon.